Centruroides sculpturatus (bark scorpion) is the source of this 1781-nucleotide messenger RNA. Its product is annotated as cell division control protein 42 homolog. Gene Ontology annotation, molecular function: GTP binding; GTPase activity. Gene Ontology annotation, biological process: small GTPase-mediated signal transduction. Lineage: Eukaryota; Metazoa; Arthropoda; Arachnida; Scorpiones; Buthidae. The record is from RefSeq and is a predicted model, not a curated record. The coding region runs from base 125 to 850 and encodes 241 amino acids. The transcript is spliced from 3 exons.
ACAUCAUCGAGUCAUGACGUCAUUAUCUCAGGCGGUGACGGUAAUGGCGACGAAAAUGUCAUUUGCUUAGUAUUUUAAUCGUGCAAUGUCAUUCUCGGCAUAAUGGUAGAUAGAUUGGUUAGAGAUGACACUAGAACCAGACGAGAAAGGCGCGCGCAAAUUAUUAGAGACACCAGAGUUAGGUCAUACGAAAGUAAAAUGUGUUCUCGUAGGUGAUAGUUGUGUUGGAAAGACAAGUCUUGUCGUUAGUUACAGCACUAAUGGUUACCCAAACGAAUAUAUUCCCACCGCUUUUGAUAAUUAUUCAGUGAUAGUAACAGUUGACAAUCAGCCUGUUUGCUUACAGUUAUGUGACACUGCUGGACAGGAUGAUUUUAAUUCACUUCGUACUCUGUGCUAUCCACAGACACAUGUUUUUUUAUUGUGUUUUAAUAUAGUGUGUCCUACGUCAUUUUUCAACGUAACAAAAAAAUGGCUUCCAGAAAUACGUAGAUAUUGUCCUACGUCGCCAAUAUUGCUCAUUGGUACUCAAUGUGAUCUGCGCAAUGAUGUCAAAGUAUUAAUAGAACUUGCCAAUUAUAACAAACAACCUGUCAGAGAAUCCGAAGCGAAACAAUUAGCUCAACAGAUUGAUGCAGUAACUUACAUCGAAUGUUCAGCUUUAACCCAAAAAAAUCUUAAAGAAGUAUUUGAUACAGCUCUUCUAACAGCUCUGAGGUAUCAGAAAUCUGACACUGCCAUGCAGGAUAAUACACCACAAAAAGUGUCAUGUGAUAAUAAAUUAAUGACUACAGUAGGUCUUAAUUUAGGGAAAAAAAGGGGAUGGAAAAAAUUUUGCUGUUUUUUCUGAUUUACACAAAUUUAUUUUGUAUAUAUUGCUGCUAUUUGAAUGGAAAAAUAAUUUAUAGUAAAUUUAGCCUUAUAAAUUUAUACAAAUUUGUCUUUGUGAAGUACUUUUUACAUGUGAUUUUAAUUUUAAUCAAGAUGUGAAUACUUUAUUAGAAUGAAACUGAUCAAUAGAAAAAUAUAUGUAUUUAAGUCAACAAUUUGCAUGAAAUGUAGUAUUUUUAGAUUAUAUAAAAAUAUAUGAAAUGUUUACUUGGAUUUAAUUUUUAUAUUCUGUAAAUUGUUUACAAUACUACUAUAUAGUAUAAAAUAAAUUCUAAUUGUCUGCACUGUUGAAUGAGCUGACUACAGAAUGUUCCAUAUACUCAGAUUUAAAUAUUAAACUAAGAAGUUGUUACUCAUGUUAAUAAUAUCUAGUCGACUAUAAUAGAACUCAAUUAUAAUAGUUUACAGAAAUUAAAAUAUAGUUAAUAUAUUAUAUAUAUUAUGCUUGAUAUACUACUAUGGUAAGUUGAAGCCAUGGUGUCUAUGAAAUCUAUUGAUGAAAUUAAAAAUUUAUUUGUAUUCUACAAAAACUUAAUCCAAAGAUUUGAUUUGUUCCUUAACUUUGUUAUAAAUUUAGUUGAAAUAUAAAACUAAAAUGUUUUUCUUAGAGCAAUUUAUAUAGUAUAAUUUUUAAAUUUAAUCACUAAAUGUUUGUUGUCAAAGGUAAGUUAUUAACAGUUAAAUUUGAAUGUCUUACAUUCAAUAAGCAACUGUUCCAUGUGACAUUUCAGAUUAUUUUUGUUAAUCUUAAAAUAGUAUGUAUGGAAUUUUGUGAAUAUGAUUUCAAAUAAUUGUAUUCUAUGACAAAUCUCAACAUUCUGAGAUCUUAUUAAACUGUAUUACAGUAAUGUAUUUAUAAAAAUUCUGGAAUAAACUUUUGUCCCACUUUC